Messenger RNA from Fusarium coffeatum, 1221 nucleotides. RefSeq lists its product as uncharacterized. Bases 1 to 1221 code for a protein of 406 amino acids. Lineage: Eukaryota; Fungi; Ascomycota; Sordariomycetes; Hypocreales; Nectriaceae. The transcript is spliced from 2 exons. The record is from RefSeq and is a predicted model, not a curated record. Gene Ontology annotation, molecular function: oxidoreductase activity.
AUGGAUUACUUCAAAGAACCUGUCCCAGGUGACAAAGUCCGCACCAUCGGAAAUCACACUUUCACCUGGACAGACCAACACAUUCCCAAAUCCCAAACAGAUCCUCUACGCUUCGAGUGUGAUGAACUUGGCGCAGCAGCAGUCAAGAAGAUCCAGGCUAUUCACGAACAACUCAGAAGUGAAGGCCAUCAAGUCAACAGAGGAGAUCUCUUCGAAACACUAAGUCAAUACCAUGACACAGAUGCCGAUCUUUCUCAGCUCUGGCAAGAAACGCAUCAUGUUCCUGAGUGGGUAGACUGGGAACAAAUCGCUCGUGGCCAACGAUUCUUUUAUCGCUACGCACUAGCAAACCUCAUUGGUUUUGCGUUCCAAGGUUUCGUGGGAGAGAACUCCGCUUCUACAAGCGUUGUAGAAGUUCUUGCUCGCACAGGCGGUUUUAGCACCCGUGUGCUAAGAAGACGCCUCCUUGAAACUUUCCAACUCGUUCUCCAAGUCACACACUCCCUUGAGUACAUCAAACCAGGUGGCUCAGGCCACAGAUCCAUCAUAAGGGUUAGACUCCUGCACUCCAUGGUCAGACAGCAGAUCCUCAAGGUAGCCGCGUCCAAGUGUCGCUUCUUCGACCAAGACACCCACGGCAUACCUAUCAACACCCUGGAUUCCAUCCACGCUAUAGCUACUUUCAGCUGCAACCAUGCUUGGCUGCAACUCCCCUGCAUGGGCAUCACGCCUGACCCACAGGAGGUAGAAGACUACAUUGCGCUCUGGAGGUACGUGGCCCAUGUGGUUGGGUCACCGCAGGAGUACUACACCAACGCUGCACAAGCCAAGGCUGUGAUGGAGAGCUUAGCUUACAACGAGCUCUUCGUGACGCCUACGUCAGUGGUGAUUGGACAUAACUUUGUCGAGGCGCUCAAGGAUCUUCCGCCGAUUAACAUCUCGGAUGGGUUCAUCCAGGCUGCAAGCCGUCAGCUGAACGGACAUAAGAUCUGCGAUCAGCUCGGGAUGGGAAGACCGGGAUUGUACGCGUAUGCGUGCUUUACCGGGCAUUGUUGGUUCGUCAGCGUCUUGGCGAUGAUGCAGCGAUGGAUCCCUUCCUUUGACGAACGGAUGGUUCAGUUGUGCAGGGAGGGAUUGCAUGGUGCUAUCAUCCAUAGCUCCCAAGGACUCGGGGGGGAAGGAGAAGAGUGGGCGUCUGGAGGGGAUGUUGUGGUUCUUUGA